AUGCAUAGAUUUUUUAAAAGAAAAACUCCAGAACCAGAAGAACAAAAUAUUGGAGAUGUUACCGUUGGAGAAUUUGAUUUUUCACAAUUACCAGUAGAUCCUGGACUAAGGAUUCCAAUUUGUUCUUAUAAUGCUAACAUUAGGGAUCAAGUUCGAAGGAUAUAUUUGCAAAAGGGCCCAUUCCAACCUUCAGGUUAUGAAUUCCCAAAACGAAAAUUUGGAGUAAGCCAAUUUAGACGGUUUAAUCCUUCAUGGUUUAAGGAAUUUGGUGAUUGGUUGGAAUAUAGUAUAGAAAAAGAUGCGGCGUAUUGUUUGUAUUGUUAUCUCUUCAAGACAACUAAGGGAAAACAAGCAAGAGGAGAGACUUUUGUUAGCGAAGGAUUCACAAAUUGGAAGGGUGCUCAUAAUAAAGAGAUUAAUGAUGUGAUAUUGAAAAAUGCUCCUAAAAAUUGCAAGUUAGCAUCACCGGAUAUUCAGAAGGAUAUAGUAAGGGCCUGUGCAUCUGAAACAAUUAAUGUUAUUAUCAAAGAUAUUGGUAAUUCAUUAUUCUCUAUUUUAGUUGAUAAAUCUUGUGAUGUGUCAAUGAAGGAGCAAAUGUCAGUUGUUUUGCGCUAUGUGGAUAGUAGUGGGCAUGUAAAUGAGUGUUUUAUUGGAAUUGAACAUGUUACUAGUACUACAACACUCUCACUUAAAGCUGCUAUUGAUAAGAUGUUCUCUAAAUAUAAUUUGAGCAUAGCUAAUGUGAGAGGACAGGGUUUUGAUGGAACAAGUAAUAUGCAAGGUAAAUUUAAUGGUCUCAAAGCACUCAUUUUAAAGGAGAACCCAUGUGCAUUUUACAUACAUUGUUUUGCCCAUCAGCUUCAACUAGCUCUUAUAGCUGUGGCCAAGAAAAAUCUUCCGAUUUCUAAUUUCUUUCGUAUUGUUGGUGAUGUGGUAAAUGUUGUUGGAUCAUCUUGCAAACGUUCUGAUCUUCUUAAGGAGAAACAUUCAGAUUUUAUUGUUGAGGCACUAGAGAGGGAUGAAAUUUCAAGUGGUCGAGGACUUAAUCAAGAAACUACCCUUCAACGUGCUGGGGAUACACGUUGGGGGUCACAUUACAAUUCUUUGAUCAGUUUGAUUUCUAUGUUCUCUGCUGUCAGUGAUGUGCUUGAAGUGAUUUCAGAAGAUGAUUCUAGUUCUCCUGAUCAAAAAACUGAGGCAUUUAAUUUAUUGGAGUCAAUACUUUCAUUUGAUUUUGCAUUCAAUCUACACUUGAUGAAACAUGUCUUAGGAAUUUCGAGUGAAUUGUCGACGACAUUACAAAAGAAAGAUCAGGAUAUUGUAAAUGCAAUGGAUUUAGUACAAAAAAAAUUGUUGCAACUAGCUGAGUUUUAUCCACAAGAUUUCUCAAGAUUUGAUCUUCUCGUACUUGAUGAUCAACUUGAAACUUAUAUAUGUGAUAUGCGUUCUAACAAAACAUUUCAAGGAUUGAAAGACCUCAGUGAUCUUUCAGAGAAGUUAGUUAUGUCAAAGAAAAAUUUCAAUGUGGAUGAUGCUGGCUUGAUAUUUGAAAAUUAUGAACUUUUGAGUGCAUCUCAUAGCCAAGAAUCUGUUUGA
Molecule: messenger RNA, 1596 nt
Organism: Zingiber officinale
Lineage: Eukaryota; Viridiplantae; Streptophyta; Magnoliopsida; Zingiberales; Zingiberaceae
Product: zinc finger MYM-type protein 1-like
Exons: 4
Coding region: 1-1596 (531 amino acids)
Source: RefSeq, a predicted model, not a curated record